This is a messenger RNA of Protopterus annectens (West African lungfish), 3303 nucleotides long. Its product is annotated as kelch-like protein 9. The transcript is spliced from 4 exons. NCBI's taxonomy places the organism in Eukaryota, Metazoa, Chordata, Ceratodontiformes, Protopteridae. Gene Ontology annotation, molecular function: protein binding. Bases 432 to 2285 code for a protein of 617 amino acids. The record is from RefSeq and is a predicted model, not a curated record.
CAAUGCUGUGUAUUUCUGCACCACAACACCCUGGUACGAGGAGGUUGCAGGCAAACACAAUCCACUCAUCUGCAUUUUUUUUUUUUUUUUUUACACACACAACUUCUAGUUAGUAUCACACUUAAGAAACAGUCCUUAUACUGUUCUAGUCAGGAGUAUGCACAAGUUUUUCUGGAGUACCUUGUAAGAUUUGUGAAACUACAUUUGUACUUCUGAAGACAAACGAUUCUUCAAGAACACCGAGCUGCGAUGGAAAUAUACAUAAACCAUUUAAAACUUUAAAGGAAAAAAAUGAGGCAUGCUAAAUUUUUCUGAAGCAUUCGUCAGCAGGAUAAUUAUAAGCUGUUGUUGCAAUAAGAAAAAUUUGACUUUUCUGAUUAGUGUAUUUUAAACCCUUGAAAAAGUUAUCUUUACAUAUUUGCUUUAAAGAAAUGUCUGUCAUCUGCAAUGGAAAUCAAGAUUUACAGUUAUCUUCAGACACUUACUUUUCUAGCUUUCUUGAAGGAAUAUGCAGCCUUCGUGCUCAAAAUGCAUUGUGUGAUGUCACACUGGAGGCAGAUGGGAUCAGGUUUUCUUUACACAAAGCUAUUUUGGCUUCUGCAAGCAGCUACUGCAGAGUACUCUUUCUAGAGAAUAUAGCAAGCAAAGUAAAUUCUGAAACCAGUCAUGUCAAAAUUCAGAAUGUCAGCUCUACAGGUCUUCAACAUGUGCUUGACUUUAUUUACACAAACCAGCUCCAUUUGUCUCUGACUAAUGUCGAAGAGGUCCUACAAGCUGCGGAGAUUUUGCUUGUGCGAGAUGCCAUCAAGCUAUGCUUCCAGUUCCUGGAACAGAGUCUCUGUAAGGAAACCUGCUGGGAUGUUUUUAGUUUAGCCAAGAAGUUCAGACUGGAAGAGUUAAAGCAGAAAGCCAUUGUCUAUAUCAGCCAGCAUUACAAACGUCUGCUGGAGGACCACCAGCAACUGGUCGAACUAGACACAACUACCUUUUGCCAGAUCUUAGACAGGAAUGACAUUGAGGAGUACAGUGAAUUGGAGCUGUUCAAAUGUGCCAUGCUGUGGCUACACCAUGAUGACAAAAGGCUGAAAGCAGCAGCCAAUGUUUUAGGAAGACUACGAUUCCCUCUCAUUCCUCUGGCAGAUCUUCAGAGAUACAUUCAAGGAACAACUAUCAUGAAAACUGAUUCCAUGUGCUACAAAUAUCUACAAGAAGCCUUAAUGUAUCAUUCACAGCUGUAUGCACAACCACUUGCCAAAUCACCACGCACAAAGAUCCGCUGCAGCUCUAAGAAACUGGCCAUUUUUGGAGGCAGGACAACAGAUAAAGUAUGUGAUCAUAUCUGGCUUACUGAUGGGAAUUGUACUACUUGGCAAAAGUUUGGUGAACUCGAUAUACCUGUGUACAACCACUGCAUUACUGUUCUAAAUAAUUUUAUCUUUGUUAUUGGAGGCCAGACGAAGUUUGAUGCUACUGGCAAACAACCACUAAAUGAGGUGUUUCGGUUUGAUCCAAGGACAUGUUCAUGGCUGCAAGUUGCUGGUAUGCUAGAGAAGCGCACUCGAUUUCAUGCUGAUGUGGUAUCAGAACAGAUUAUUGCCGUAGCAGGAGGAACACUACUGGGGAACCUUACCAACACAGUAGAAGAAUACAAACCAGCUGAAAACAAAUGGGAAUUCACCACCCCUUUUCCUGUAGCAGUGGCAGACCAUGCUGGAGCAACUCAUAAGGGAAUUCUCUAUAUUUCAGGUGGAUUUUCAGCAGGAAAAGUCCUUAACAGUCUGUACAGUUUCCUGCCCCGCCUCAGACGCUGGGUCCUUAGCCAUACAAUGACUUAUGCACGUUGUGAUCAUGGGAUGGCGACUACUGGAGACAAAAUGUUUUGCAUAGGAGGAAGAGUUUUAAGUUCAGCAAAUGAAUGGAUUCAUGUUAACCAAAUGGAGUGUUACUGUCCUGUGACUGAUCAAUGGACCAGUCUGACAUCUCCUCCUGUUAGUUGUUGCCAGUUUAGUAUCGCGUCACACCAGUUAAAACUCUACCUUACAGGUGGUGGAUCUUUGCAUCAAAAGAAUAAAACUGAUGGAGUAUUUAUAUAUGACCCUGAAACCAGAAAGUGGGAAAAGGCUGCUUCCCUGCCUAAUCGGCUGGUAGAUCAUGCUUCAUGCAUAAUUAGCCUACCAAGAAGAGUUCUACAGAAACUACAGAUGGUAUCUGACUCCAACCUGCCAAACAGUGUCAAGGAAAAUCCUGAUUUUCUUGUUGCAGACUCUGAAGAAAUCAUAAUAUAAGAUGCAUUUCCACUUCUUGGAAAGUCUUCUUGCAUAUCUGUAAUUUUUAGGUUCAACAGCAAAACGUCUUGACUACUUUAAAUUCUAAUUAUCAAUAAUAACUAAAGAAUCCUUUAUUAUGUAACAAAUAAAUUAUGCAUUGCUUACCUGAAUUUAAAAAUCAAGAUAUUGUGUUAAAUAUGUGCAUUUUACUGCAGAAUAAAAAUACCUGACACGUAAGUAAUUUUCUUUAAAAUAAUUAAAGAAAUUAAGUCUUACUAUUACUCUAGCUAAUUAGAAUGUAGCACUGUGUUAGAAAACAAACUCUGUACCGUGAAAUGCUGGCAGCCACCAAGCAAGACCAACUUUAGAAUAAACAUAUCUGAGUUUAUUAGUAGACUACUAUGCUUAUAAUGUACAUGCAUUUCCUACUGAAAAAGGUUUCACGUGGAAAACAAUAUCUGGCUCUCAUUUCUUUUGCUCCAGUAAAUCUGGAAACUGUCCGACUGGACAAAAGCUAAUUUUAUGGAAUUUCAUCAAACCCAGUAUAACCAUUAUUGGAAUUGGUUAGACAUACCAGAAUUUAAACAAACAGAUUGACAGGCUCUGUUACAUAAUGGGUUUGCCACUCGUGAACCUGAUAUAUUGUUUUGUCCAUAAUGGGAGACUUAUUCUGCAAACUCAUACAGACUGGAAAGUUCACACUUUAUUACAUCUACAUUUUAUGUUGUUUACCAAAAUAAUCAAGUGCUGAUAUCAAACAACUAUACUAAAGAAUAUCUAGAAUCUAGUUCUUGCAAGCAUCAUACUUCCACUGUUUACUUAUUUUAUCUUAUUCCCUCACAUUUUAUUUUAUCUUAUUCCCUCACAUUUCUAAAAAAAAUGUUCUUUGAAUUAAGAACUGUCAAGGCACUCAAAAUAACACAACUCUUAGAUUAUGUGAAUUCUAACUAUAAAUUAAAUCAGGAUUUACCAGACACCUUUUCUAACUUAACACUGAUGCUUGGUUAGCCUGCGACAGUUUUUUUUUUUUUGUAAC